Messenger RNA from Xiphias gladius (swordfish), 875 nucleotides. Its product is annotated as vitelline membrane outer layer protein 1 homolog. The coding region runs from base 159 to 791 and encodes 210 amino acids. The transcript has 4 exons. Lineage: Eukaryota; Metazoa; Chordata; Actinopteri; Istiophoriformes; Xiphiidae. The record is from RefSeq and is a predicted model, not a curated record.
UAAUUCCCACGCCGCUCUGUGACUCUGUAAAUGAUUCAUGUUUGCUACGCGCGGCCUGUUCUGCGAUCAACAGGGAAACUAUAAGAGCUCUGAGUCUGAGCCCCCAGGUACUUGUUAGUUGGCAUUUCAGGGUGAAACACUGACUCAGUUUUGUCAGCAUGGCAAGUCUGUUCGCCGCUGUGGUCUUGCUGGCCGUGUUGUCCGGUGGGUUAUGUGGCGAGAAAGCCUUUCUGCAGAGAGCUGGCGUGGCCUUUAACAGCAGACCGUACAGCUCUGUGCUCACUGUGAACAACGGAGAGAGGUUUGGAAACUGGACCUGGCCAGAGAUGUGUCCUGACAAGUUCUUUGCUGUUGGCUUCAGUAUCAGGGUGGAGCCCUCUCAGUAUGCUGGAGAUGACACUGCCCUGAACGGGAUCCGCCUCAUCUGCGCCAGAGACGGGGACCGAAGCUUCCUGUACUCUGUUGAGUCCCACACUGGCUACUUCGGUGACUGGUCCCAGCCUCAGUACUGCCCCGGUGGCGUGCUCACCUCUUUCCAGAUUCGCGUGGAGCCACAUCAGGGUCUGUUUGGUGACGACACGGCCGUCAACAACAUUAAGUUCCGCUGCAGCAGUAACCCGACUCUGGAGGGUCCCGGCAUGGAGUGGGGAGAGUACGGCUACUGGAGCCAGGAGUGCCGUGAUGGGGGAAUCUGUGGCAUCGAGACCAAGAUGGAGGAAUACCAGUAUGGCCUGGAUGAUUCCAGCCUGAAUGAUGUGCUCUUUCAUUGCUGUGACAGGCCCCAGCAGUGAUCGACAGGUGAAAAGCUCGAUCUAGUCCUUCUCCGACACCCUGCAAUCAAAGAUGACAAAUAAUAAAGCGCACAUUUGAAUCGA